Molecule: messenger RNA, 835 nt
Organism: Beta vulgaris subsp. vulgaris (sugar beet)
Lineage: Eukaryota; Viridiplantae; Streptophyta; Magnoliopsida; Caryophyllales; Amaranthaceae
Product: small nuclear ribonucleoprotein SmD3b
Exons: 5
Coding region: 156-551 (131 amino acids)
Biological process (GO): RNA processing; spliceosomal snRNP assembly
Cellular component (GO): U5 snRNP; U2 snRNP; precatalytic spliceosome
Molecular function (GO): RNA binding
Source: RefSeq, a predicted model, not a curated record
CUCCAUUACAUUUUGGAACUCUCACUUGCGGCCUGGGGGGUUUUGUUUGUCCAAAGGAGUGAGAGUGCGACGAAGAGAGAGAGAAAGGUUUAGGGUUUUCGCGUUCUGGAAAAACCAGAGAUUUGGCAGAAGAAGAAGAAAUAAACGAAGGAAAAAUGAGUAGAAGUUUGGGAAUUCCAGUGAAGUUGAUGCACGAAGCCACAGGUCAUGUGGUUACUGUAGAACUCAAGAGCGGCGAACUUUAUCGAGGCACCAUGAUUGAGUGCGAAGAUAACUGGAACUGUCAACUUGAUAGCAUUACCUUCACUGCAAAGGAUGGAAAGGUCUCCCAACUUGAGCAUGUAUUUAUUCGAGGCAGCAGAGUCAGGUUUAUGAUCAUACCAGAUAUGCUGAAGAAUGCUCCAAUGUUUAAACGUCUAGAUGCUAGAAUCAAGGGCAAGAGCGCAUCACUGGGGGUUGGUCGUGGUCGUGCUGUAGCAAUGCGAGCAAAGGCUCAGGCUGCUGGUCGUGGUGCUCCUGGCAGGGGAGUCGUGCCACCAGUGCGGAGGUAAAUUGUUGGAUAACAGGUCCAACUCGUCUGCGUUAGGAGUCAAGCUGCAUCCCGGUGAUUGAUUAUAUGAGGAUUUUGGUUGUUUGGGCCUGAAAUUUCUGUUUUGUAUCUUAGUACACAGCUGAACCCGAGAUGUAAGAAAACGGUCUGAAAUGGCAUAUCUUAGCUUAUUUUUUUCGCAAUGUUCAGAGAAUGUUUUCGUGUUGGUUUCAAAUGUUCAUAGAUGAAGGUCUUUGGAUAGUCUGUAUGAAGAAAGGAAUUUGAAUUAUGUCCCACUUUCGUUUA